Molecule: messenger RNA, 1989 nt
Organism: Penicillium coprophilum
Lineage: Eukaryota; Fungi; Ascomycota; Eurotiomycetes; Eurotiales; Aspergillaceae
Product: WD40 repeat domain-containing protein
Exons: 6
Coding region: 1-1989 (662 amino acids)
Biological process (GO): proteasome-mediated ubiquitin-dependent protein catabolic process
Cellular component (GO): Cul4-RING E3 ubiquitin ligase complex
Molecular function (GO): protein binding
Source: RefSeq, a predicted model, not a curated record
AUGAGUUCAGGGUCACCUGAUAAUGGGAGAGAAUCUCCAAGGGGCUCAGAAGGGAUCUGGCACCCUGCCCGCGAAUGGCUGGAAGACGACGAGCUGGAUACCGAUUACCACACCGCGGCAGAGCCGUCCAGGCAUGAUAGCGCACAGGAGGACAAUAUAAGCAAUGAAGACCAGCAAAUGGGUUUUGGUGUUGCAGAUGAUAAUCCCCAUAUCGACAUCGGAAACAUUCAUAUCGAGCUCACAGCGGACAAUUUGGACGAAAGUGAGGACACAGAUGACUUGAAUGAGGGACACAUGCGCGUACCAGCUUCCCGAUUGUUCGAGUUACUUGCAUCCAGUGGUUUACAACAUAUCCUCCAAGCCAACGGCUGGCCGGCUGCUAUGGGAGAAGAACAAGAGCAUCUCGGAAAUGAAGACGAUGAGCUUAGCGACGAGGAUUUCAUGCCCAUAUUCCGAAAUCGCCUCCGCGCCAGACGAUCUACAGAAAGGGUUACACUUCCACCAGUUCCUAACCCGGAGGGCAAGAAGUUGAUGGGCGAAGGUCAUUUUGGAACUGACCAAUUCUACGGCGACCGGCUGAGACAGCGCAAGAAGUUCUUAACGACAAGCCUUAUGUGGCGAGAACUAGGCGUUGAUACUGACGGAGUGCGGAAAAGAGCAGGCCAAUCCAUCUCCCAGUUCUCGGAUGAUGGAAAUUUCUUUUUCUGCUGCGCGCAGGACUUCAAGGUUCGGAUGUAUGACACAUCUAAUCCGUACGACUGGAAGUACUACAAAACCGUCGACUAUCCAUUCGGUCAGUGGACUAUCACCGAUGCGACGCUGAGCCCCGACAACCGCUUCCUUGUUUACAGUUCAAUCCGAAGUCAGGCAUACAUGGCUACUACAGACCCAGAUGAUGAUUCAGAUCCAACCGUUUUAGAUAUGUCUUCUCCAGUGGGUCAAAAUAGAAGACGGGGCUGGGGUGGCUCACACUUUGGGAUCUGGUCUCUUCGAUUCUCCGGAGAUGGGCGUGAGGUCGUCGCCGGCACAUCAGAAGACUCGGUCAUCGUUUAUGAUCUGGAAACACGACAGCCAGUCCUCAACCUACGAGAUCGACAUCAACAUCAUGUCAAUGCUGUGUGUUAUGGCGACACAUCCUCGCCGCACAUCCUGUACUCUGGAUCAGAUGACACGACAAUUAGGGUUUGGGACCGGCGGUCAAUGGGCGAUGGACGUGAAGCCGGUGCCUUCAUGGGCCACACCGAGGGAGUCACAUAUGUUGACAGCAAAGGGGAUGGCCGAUACGUCUUAUCCAACAGCAAAGACCAAACGAUGAAGCUUUGGGAUCUGCGCAAGAUGAUGACAUCCGCUGAUAUGGAAAACAUCGAUCCCGUCGACUACACAACCGGCUUCGAUUACCGCUUCGAGCAGUAUCCAGACCAAUACCGCAGAAAUGCUAAGAAGGACUGCUCUGUUGUUACAUAUCGGGGCCACCGAGUCCUCAAAACCUUGAUUCGCUGCCAUUUCUCCCCACCGGGAAGCACAAACUCACGCUAUGUCUACAGCGGCAGUGAGGACGGCAAGGUUUAUGUAUACAACUUAGAUGCUACACUAGCUGACACCAUUGAUGUUGGUCAAGCGACACUCAAUUCACGACCGCGUGAUCCAGAAGCAUAUGCUACAGCGUAUGAGAUGAGUGGGGAGAUGCUAUGGAGGACUUGCGUUCGAGAUGCAAGCUGGCACCCGAGUGCGCCAGUACUAGCAGCAACUUCUUGGAAUGGCUGGGGCUUGUCUACUGGCACUUGUACCGUGCAUUCAUGGAAUGCCGGUGCUGCUAAAGACGAGGGGGAUCCACCCAUUGGAAAGAGCUAUGACGAUAGACUACGACACAUCCCUGAGUUUGACGACUAUCGCGAGAAUGCAUCACAUGGUCGACCACGGCGCCCAAUGCGCAGUCGGCCUGUUCGUCGAUGGGUUGGUGACCAGGAAUCAGGGGAUGCAAUGUGGUAA